This is a messenger RNA of Globicephala melas (long-finned pilot whale), 2534 nucleotides long. RefSeq names its product zinc finger C2HC-type containing 1B (gene ZC2HC1B). NCBI's taxonomy places the organism in Eukaryota, Metazoa, Chordata, Mammalia, Artiodactyla, Delphinidae. The record is from RefSeq and is a predicted model, not a curated record.
AUGAACGAGGAUCGUCAAAGAGAUAAAACUGUAUGCUCUGCAGUUUUUACUGGCAGGUAUUCAAAAGAAAACAGUACAAUAUUUGUGUUUAUACCAGUUAUUGGGACUCAGUUACUGGCUGACUUGUUUUUGGAAUUUAGGAAGAGUGAAGACAGGAAACAGAAUAGAAGAAACAAUCAAGAAAACUUCCUUGGCUUCAAUGGCAAUCAGGAAUUAUUUCCCUGUGAAGUCUGUGGAAGACGCUUUGCAGCAGAUGUUCUGGAAAGGCAUGGACCAAUACAUAGAAAACUGUUCAACAAAAAGCGUAAACCUUUCAAUUCCUUAAAACAAAGAUUACAGGGCACUGACAUUCCCACUGUGUGGAAGGCUCCUCAAUCCAAGCCUCAAUCCAUGAGAAAAUCUAACUGGAGACAACAACAUGAAGACUUCAUUACUGCGAUUUGAUCAGCAAAGCAGUGUACACUAGCCAUUAAAGAAGGCCAGCCUCUCCCACCUCCACCCCCUCCGUCCAUCAACCUAGAUUAUAUUCGGUGUCCAUAUUGUAUGAGGAGAUUUAAUGAAACCGCAGCCACUCAACACAUUAAUUUCUGCAAGGAUCAGUCUUCUCGCCGAGUCUUUUAUCCAGCCCAGACAGCAGCCAAAUUGGCAACCAGGGCACAGGGUAGGGUUCAGAUGAGUCCAAAAAGAGGAACGACUGUAACCAGUGCCGUGGGAGCUCUGCUGCAGAACAGGGCCCUGGAGGCCAGUGUGGUCCCAACCAGGCCAGGAUUAGCAGUGGACCCUGCUUCUGGAGCAAAACUCAGACAAGGAUUUACUAAACCUAAAAAAAGAUUAACUCCUAGAGGCCAGACUGGCUCCCUAAAAGUCCUCAGCCUGGAUGGCUGUGUACCCAGGAAAGCCACCUAAGGGGAAGGAUGGGGAGGCAUCUGUUUACAUGCCCAUGAUUUCUCUUGAGACAUCAUGUAGAACAAGUAAAUCAGGUAUGUGUCCUGGAAUUGACUGGAGACUCGUAAGCCACAUAAAAGUAUUUAUGGAACCUUCUGUAAAUGGAAUUUGGGAAGCUUGAGCUGAGGGGAGCUGCCACUCUACCACUCUCCGCUUGCUCUGAGAGACUGCCUUCCCUUGGAGAGCUGAACUCAGAAUAGCGCUAGUCACUCAGAAGGAGCUGGUCUGGCUUCUCACCUACACCGAUCCCCUGCAUGUAUGCUUUAAACGCAUUCUCCCCAGCUGCUGCUUUAUGAGAGAUGACCAGUGUCCAACAGAACUUUCUCUGACGGAAAUGGAUGGCUAUCAAAAUGUGAUACCGAGAAACAAAAUUUUCUUAUUUAAGUAGCCACAGGAGGCUAGUGGCUGCUGUACUGGAAGACACAGGCAUUCUCAGUUUCACUGUCAAAAGAGACGAAGGCAAGGCUACCCUUUCCUUCAGGCACAGCUAUGCCGCUCAUUUGCCCUCAGGCGUUUCCCUGAAGCACAAAAGGUAUUUAUGUAGAUCCAGUCAUUUGUUUUAUGAAUACAGUAGAAAGAUUCCCUACUUCAAAUUCCAGCUCACCCCUUUGUUAGCUGUCCUGAGUUUCAGUUUGUGUUAUCUAUCUGAUGCAUGUAAAUGAGCUGGUAGGGACAACCAACUGAAACAAGAUGGAUCUGAAAGUACCCUGUAAUCUAAAAACACCACACAAAUACACGGUAGCAUUUAUAAACACUGGGAUUAAAAGCAGAAACCAUCAGCUGCAAACUGGCACAUGGUUCUAACCACUGAGCUAUGGAUAUAACAGAAAAGAGACACACGUUCUCUCCUAUGUAUGCUUCAUAGUGGGAGGACCCAGUAGCCUGGAUAAUACACAUGCUCAACACACACAGGACAUACGAGGUUGCAAGUAAAAACUGGCCCGAGCUCAUUGUUUCUCAACAGAUACCAACUUUGAUUGCUCACCAACGCACCAAGCAUACAAAGGAAAAACAAGAUUUAUUCAAGAAAAAAGUACCUGCCUUUAGCACUGAAUGAAGUUUUCCCAGAUGCACUUUCCAGCCACUUCCCUAGAUUCAGAAGUCCAACAAGCUGUAGACCUCAUUACCUUUCCCUCUCGGGCCUUCAAAGACGGUGGGUAUAUAAUCAAGGCGUUUUAGACAUGGCCAUACUGUAUUUAAAUGUGAGACAUUUCCUCCAACUCUUUCCCCAUUAAACUUGCAAAGAACAACAACAAAACAUUAAGUCACUUAAGCAUUUUUGUACUUAUUAAACUUAUUGCAUUAAUGCCUUUGCCAAGACUGUUAUCUUUCUGAGUUUUGGUCUCUGUGUUAAAUACACCUAGUCCAACCCUAAGUGCAAAAUUGGUCCUCAGAUGUUGAACUGAAUGAAUUUAUAAUAGUAAACAUUCCUCAGUUUCUUCAGGAAGGCUUUCUUUAAUGAUGAACUCAAAUUCACAACUAGUUAUAACAUUUCAUUCACCAUAACUCUGUAUUUCAUUAAUAUGGAUCUUCAAAUAUAAAUAUUUGCACUGUUUUCAUGAUACAAUCACAAACUAUUAUAAACACAG